GGAGCGUAUGGCUGAAACACUUCCAUCUUUGACCGUGCCGACAGUUGUCUUCCCAAAAUAGCCCACGCUCACACGGCCUUAUAUGUGCAGGCCUCCAGCAUGUGCCUGAGAAGGCAUCAUGUAUCUAGGCCACACAAUACAGGCUGCAGGCUCAUUGUUGCUGCCUACCAGUCGGCCUGUCUACCCGAGGCCCCUCUGUGUGUCCCUGGACGGCUCACCAUGCACCUCACCCAGCUCAACAACGAGUGUCUCCUCCACCUUUUCUCCUUCCUGGACAAGGACAAUCGCAGGAGCUUGUCCCUCACCUGUCACCAGCUGCGCCAGAUCUUCGUGGACCCCUGCCUCUGGAGUCUGCUCCACUUCAGCUCGCCGUGUCAGCUGACGAGGGACAACUUUGUGCUGGGACCCUCGCUGCGGUAUUUGUCUAUUUGCUGGUUCUCCAGCAGAGUGCAAGUGUGUAACAUCGAGGACUGGCUGAAGAGUUCGUUUCAGAGGGACAUCUGCAGCAAACACGAGCGCCUGGUCAGCGCUUUCCUGGCCCAUGUCUGCUACAUGUGUCCCAACCUGCUGGAGCUGACCCUCUCCGGCUGCGGCCACAUCACCGACUGGGAUGUGGUCACCUUGCUGCAGAGCUGCAGGAGGCUGCGCCGCCUCCACCUGGAGAACUGCGUCCGCAUCACCAACCGCAGCCUGGUAGGCGUGGUGGAUCACGGAGACGGUCUGGAGGAGGUGAAGGUGGACUUUUGCCGGAACAUCACUCAGGCGGGGCUGCAGGCUGCCAGGGAGAGGAGGCCAGGCGUCCAGCUGACGGCAGAGAGAAGCGCCGACAUGAUCCCUGACAGCAAGCCCCAGGAGAAGGUGCUGCUGAGGAGGGCGCUACAGAAAGUCCUGCUGUUCUCCUGAGGGAAGAGCCUCAGCUGCUCUCAGAUGGACUGCAAGGGAAAGCAAUUCUGUGACAAUAUUUAAGGACUUGAUUGUGUGAUUUGUUUUGCUUUGAAUGGUUUUUAUAGUUUUGACAUCUUGUUGAUGCAACACACUUUAUGUUGAACAUGAAUGUUCCUUACAAAAACAUUUUAUGUAAGCUGCUUCUAUUCCAUGUUAAUCAAAACACUCACACACAGUCACACACACACACACACACACACACACACACACACACACACACACACACACACACACACACACAUGUCUACAUGACUUCAGAGGGCAUUCCAUUGACUUAUAUGGAUUUUCUGGAGACUUGCCCUAAUCUUAACCAUAGCUACUACUUGCCUAACCCUAACCCCUAUUGUUUUACCUCAAAAAUAAUGAUUUAUGUAUGGGGAAUUGAUUUUUGUCCCCAUAAUCUGACAAUGUAAACAGAUUUAGGUCCCCACUACAUGAACACACACACACACACAUGUUUUAUGUACACAUGAGUCCGAAAUCAAUGAAUUUUGAAAGAGGCGCAUUCAUACAACAUAAUCUGUCAUUACUAUACUUGACUCUCCAGAUGUGAGUGUGGUGUCAGUCAUCUCAACAUUUUAAUUAAAAUAUAACCUCCCCUGAGGGCGAGAUCACACACCUUCAUGUUUCAAGUCAUGUGGUUACUCGGUCAUGGUGAGACAUGUUGAGAGGAGACGUUCUAUCGGGGCAGAGAGGCCCCGUGCAUGAGCCCUGAUUGGAAUCAGAUUACAUAAGACUGUGAGACAUAUGAAAGUAGGUUGAUUGGGGCAGUGCGUCUCCCCCUGUGAAUGCCAUGUGACACUUUUAUUGCAGACUGUUGCUGUGGAGCUCGCCACAUCCUGUGAUGUCUAAAGAAUUACCAUAUCUUCUCACAGAAGGUCAAUGUAAUCAGGAAUAAGCUAUUUUCCCGAUCCGACCAGGACCUGGGCUUUUAUACUAAUACUGUAUGAGGCAGCUUUUCAGUUCCCUGUUGUUGUUCCGGAAAGGUCACAAUACUGUGUUUAUGACUACUUUCUGUUUUUUUUUUAUUUGUGUUUAUUUUGAAUUUUACUUAUUUAUUAUCCGGUAAAUCCAAUUUUUCCAAUUUUGUGAUGGACAAUAAAGUUUUUAUGGCUGUAAAAUUGAAUCUCAAGAAUGAUAAACCCUCUAGAAAUUA
This is a messenger RNA of Platichthys flesus (European flounder), 2101 nucleotides long. It is a transcript of the gene fbxl22, whose product is annotated as F-box and leucine-rich repeat protein 22. The record is from RefSeq and is a predicted model, not a curated record. Gene Ontology annotation, molecular function: protein binding. Gene Ontology annotation, biological process: SCF-dependent proteasomal ubiquitin-dependent protein catabolic process. Gene Ontology annotation, cellular component: SCF ubiquitin ligase complex. Lineage: Eukaryota; Metazoa; Chordata; Actinopteri; Pleuronectiformes; Pleuronectidae.